AUGGUCAUUCUUCGACAUCUUACAGCCCAUCUGGCGGCAGGCUUGGCUGUCACCGGAGCCGUACUGGCAAGCCCAUUCAGCCACGUUGCCCGUGACGCCGACAUCGCGACCGGCUUCGUUUCCGAGCUCACACAAAACGUCACCACUAUUCACCAAGAGCAGCAGGAAACAGAGAAGCGCGGUCUCGUUUGCAGUCAGUCCUCGUCUCUGACGGUCGAUCUAGGCUAUGUCAAGUACCAAGGCCAACAGAACGCGGGUACCGGCGUCAACGUUUGGAAAGGAAUUCGGUAUGCAACUGCUGCAAGAUGGCAACCGCCGCGUCUCCCACCUCUCCAACCCAAUGGCACGGUUAUCCAAGCGACAGAACAGAGUGUCCAGUGCCCGGGUGUUUACCCAUCUGUCGGUGGUCUACCUCCCAUUCCAGGUGAUGAGGACUGCCUCUUCCUCAACGUCUAUGCCCCUUCCAAGGCGCAAAACCUCCCUGUCCUUGUUUGGAUUCACGGUGGCGGAUACGGUUUGGGAAACAGCGUCCAGGACAUGACCGAGAUCAUCAACGCGAACAACAAGGGCUUCAUUGUCGUCUCCAUCCAGUACCGCCUUGGCGCCUUUGGCUUCCUCGCCUCGCAAGAAGUCAAGAACAAGGGUGUCGUCAAUGCUGGUAUCCUCGACCAGGCCUUUGCUCUCGCAUGGGUCAAGCUGUUCAUCUGCAAGUUUGGUGGUAACCCCCUAGCAGUCACCAUCUCGGGCGAAUCCGCCGGCGCCGGCUCUGUCAUGUAUCACAACCUUGCCGUCAACGGUGCUCUGGGACCCCUGCUGUUUGACAAGUCCAUCGCCAAUUCGCCUUACCUCCCCUUCCAGUACAACUACAACGAUGCCAUCCCUACCUCGAGGUACUAUGCCUUCUCUCAGGCUGCCGGCUGCCCCAGCAGUGGGAACGUGUUCGCCUGCCUCCAGAGCAAGGACUCAGCCACGCUGCAACAAGCCAACGCCGUUGUCACCAACCAAGCACCCUAUGGCUACUGGGCUUUCUGGCCCGUCACCGACCACGCUUACAUCAUGAGUCUCGCCAGCCAGCAGCUUGCCGCCAAGCAAGUUAGCGGCCAGAAGCUUCUUGUCGGCUUCAACGCCAAUGAAGGUCCUCUGUUUGUCCAGAACAACAUCGACACCGAGUCACAGCUUGUCGACUGGCUCAAGAUUGAGUUCCCUAACCUCUCCGCGACCCAGAUCAACUCCAUCCUCGCUGCCAACCCCAACAGCAGCCCCACCAACCGCGCAGGCCCCUUCUUCGAAACCAACGGCCUUUCCGGCCCCAACGCGCUUAACAUGUCCGGAGGUGCCAACGGCCAACAACAGCGCGGCUACAAUAUCUACGCCGAAGCCACCUUUGUCUGCCCAGCCUAUUGGUUUGCCUCUGCAUUUACCGGUUCCAGCACCAAGAAGGCAUACGUAUAUCAGUACUCGGUCCCUUUUGCCACCCACGGCACCGACAUGGCCGGCUACUUUGGUCCCCAAACUGAGAACCAGUCUAACGAUUUUGUGCUUGCCUUCCGCCGCAUCUGGGGCAACUUUGUUAUGACCGGUAACCCGUCUAUCGCCAGCCAGCUUGCCAAUGGGCAGUCAACGGGGAAUGCGAGCGUCCAUCCUAUCGCGACUUGGCCGGCUUGGGGUGAGAGUGCUCCCAAGUUGGUGAACCUGAAUGAGACGGGUGGUGUGCAGUAUCAAGAGCCGACGCAGUUCGGGUACAAUGUGACGCAAUCCAAGGGUCCUGGAUUGAAGAAUGCAAUUGCCGUCGUGGACGCUAACACAUGGGAGGGAGGAAGAGGUCAGAGGUGCGCCUUCUGGAAGCAAUUGGCUCCCAGCAUUCCCGCGUAG
Messenger RNA from Sordaria macrospora k-hell, 1872 nucleotides. RefSeq lists its product as uncharacterized. NCBI's taxonomy places the organism in Eukaryota, Fungi, Ascomycota, Sordariomycetes, Sordariales, Sordariaceae. The record is from RefSeq and is a predicted model, not a curated record.